This is a messenger RNA of Populus nigra (black poplar), 908 nucleotides long. Its product is annotated as probable ribosome biogenesis protein RLP24. Gene Ontology annotation, biological process: ribosomal large subunit biogenesis. The record is from RefSeq and is a predicted model, not a curated record. Bases 177 to 683 code for a protein of 168 amino acids. Gene Ontology annotation, cellular component: nucleolus. The transcript is spliced from 5 exons. NCBI's taxonomy places the organism in Eukaryota, Viridiplantae, Streptophyta, Magnoliopsida, Malpighiales, Salicaceae.
AAAUAGAGAAAAAACGGCGGUUACCUAAAAUCUUAUUUGUAGGGUUUUCCUGCCCUCUUCUCUUCCAGAACACCGAAUCAAGGUAUCUCACUAGCUAUACCGGCAGCCGCCGCCGACAACAACGAAGCGAAGUCUUCAAAUUGAAAUUGGGGAUAUUUUUUUAAAGAAGAGACGCAAUGAGGUUGGAGAAGUGUUGGUUCUGCUCCUCGACUGUAUACCCGGGGCACGGUAUCCAGUUUGUCCGCAAUGAUGCUAAGAUUUUUCGAUUUUGUAGAUCCAAGUGCCACAAGAACUUCAAAAUGAAGAGGAACCCUCGCAAAGUAAAAUGGACCAAGGCCUAUAGAAGGUUGCAUGGGAAGGACAUGACACAGGAUACAACCUUCGAGUUUGAGAGAAAGCGAAAUAGGCCUGAGAGAUAUGAUAGGAAUCUUGCUGAGAAUACUUUGAAGGCUAUUAAGAAGAUUGAUAAGGUCAGAUCCGACCGGGCAGCAAGCCACAUAGAGAAGAGGUUGAAGGUCAGGAAAGGCAAGGAGCGGAGAGAGGCACAAAAGGAAUUGGAGCAGUCGAUUCACUUGGUCAAGGCUCCUCAAGUGCUUCGACAAGACCAAUCUCUCACGUUACCCAAGAUCAAAGUCGAGGUUUCUCAACCAAAAAGCGAGAAAAAUCAGGCAAUGGAAGAGUGAUUUUGUUAGCCAGUUCUUUAGUUUGUAUUUUUGCUUUGUUCCCUCUGUUUUUCUUUUCUUCUUUUUUGCCUCGUAUCCCGUGAGAAGGAUAGCGGUGGUGGUGCUUCAGCAUUUCUGCUGAUGCGCUCGUUGUUGUCAAGGUCACUCAUGGAGGGAUAAGAUUGUGCUCUGUUUUCAUUUCUUUGCUGUGACAGGCAGGUAUUUAUGAAAAUUGAACUCCAAGUA